This is a messenger RNA of Drepanopeziza brunnea f. sp. 'multigermtubi' MB_m1, 819 nucleotides long. RefSeq lists its product as uncharacterized. The record is from RefSeq and is a predicted model, not a curated record. Gene Ontology annotation, molecular function: SNAP receptor activity; SNARE binding. Gene Ontology annotation, biological process: Golgi to vacuole transport; intra-Golgi vesicle-mediated transport; intracellular protein transport. NCBI's taxonomy places the organism in Eukaryota, Fungi, Ascomycota, Leotiomycetes, Helotiales, Drepanopezizaceae. Gene Ontology annotation, cellular component: SNARE complex; Golgi apparatus; late endosome membrane.
AUGUCUAACAACAACGACAACGACAACGACAACGACAACGACGACGACGACGACGACGACUACGCCCCUCUCCAACCACACUCAAACCCAUACUCACACUCCCAACCUCCACCCCCACGACCGCCCACUAUCACAACCAUGUCCAACCCCCUCGAUACCGACGCCGGCUCCGAACUCUUCAGCAGCUACGAAGCCGAGCUGAAACUCGUACAGGCAGAUCUCUCCCAGAAGCUCGACCAGAUUCCCGACCUCACAGGCGAGCCACGCAAGGCUGCCAUCCUGUCCGCAGAGCGGGCCUUGGAGGAAGGUCAUGAACUCCUCGACCAGAUGCGCCUCGAGAAGCAGAACAUCCCAUCCACCACGCGCAGCAAAAUCAACGCCCGCUUCCGUAACCACGAGUCGGACAUCGAUGCCUCGAAGCGCAAGCUGCUCGCCCUGGCUUCCGACCGCUCCGCCCUCUUCGGGUCCCGCUAUUCUGACAACCCGGGCGGCAACGACGUGCAGCUCGAGCAGCGCCAGCAGCUCCUCUCCGGUACCGACCGCCUAGACCGGAGCAGCCAGCGGCUGAAGAACAGUGCCGCGCUCGCGCUCGAGACGGAAGCCAUUGGUGCCAGCACGCUAGCGGAUCUGCAUCGCCAGAGAGAGACCAUCCAGCAUACGGGCGACAUCCUGCACGAGAGCGAGGGCUAUGUGGACCGCAGUGUCAAGACGCUGAGGGGGAUGGCGCGGAGGAUGGCUACAAAUCGGAUCAUAACGAUUGCAAUUAUCACCGUGCUGGUGCUGCUCAUUAUUGCGGUCAUCUACAGCAAGUUCAGUUAG